AGGCCCAUGCCCAUGUUCAACAAGACGAAAGUCGUCGACAUGCUAUGCUCCAUACUGCACCAGUUGAAAAGGCUGGGUUGACUACCAGUUUGAGCACACCACAGCCUCCUACUUCUGAGAAAGAUCACUUACACUGUGACUAUUGUGGGAAACUAAGGCAUACCAAAGAGACUUGUUGGAAGUUACAUGGUCGUCCCACUAGAGGUCGUGGAGGAAAACGAGGUACCUCUAGAAAUCAAGCUAAGUUAGCAGAAACUGUGGAUGAGCCCUUUAAGGAGACAACAACGACUGAGUUCCUUUCCCCUAAUGAACUUCAGAGUCUCAAGCGCCUCUUGUCUCAUAUUGACACCUCUUCAUCCUCUGGUGCUACAUCUAACUUUGUAAAGUCAGGAUCUUCGCACAGGGAAGAUGAUUGGCAAUGGUAGGCUGCAUGAUGGCUUAUACAU
Messenger RNA from Manihot esculenta (cassava), 446 nucleotides. RefSeq lists its product as uncharacterized. The record is from RefSeq and is a predicted model, not a curated record. The transcript has 2 exons. Lineage: Eukaryota; Viridiplantae; Streptophyta; Magnoliopsida; Malpighiales; Euphorbiaceae. Bases 45 to 425 code for a protein of 126 amino acids.